AUGGAUAUCUUCAAGAGACACGGAGAUCACGGACACGAAGAAAAGAAACACGGUCAUGGACACCAGACUGAAGAUGGAGCGAGACAGCACUUCCUCGCUUGCCUUUACUGGUACGUCCUUGCGACGCUGCUAAUAAUAGCUUCUAUCUCACAUUUGGUCUCACUCUUUGUUGCUAAACAAAGGCUAAAGAGAAGGGAUUUGGGGGCCAGUUCAGAUACCGCGAUUUCUACCAUUGAGAGAUUGAUCGAUACACCAAAGAACCUCACAUCAAAACUAAUUGGACACCCCGCCUGGUCUGCGACUCUCCCGCUGCGCAAGACAAUCGUUGUUGUGGCAUAUGCUUCGUUCAUCGCAUUUCUCAUCACAUACAAGUCCAUCAAACACGACGGCACUUUUCACGAGCGCAUCGCCUUUCGCGCAGCAUGGAUCACAGCAACCCAGACCUCCCUACCCUUUCUCCUCGCAGUGCGCGUCAAUCCAAUUGGUCUUUUACUGGGAACUUCAUACGAGAGGAUCAACUGGUUCCACCGAUGGGCCUCAAGAGUCUUCUUCGCCAGCGCCACCAUCCACGGUGGCUUUUUCACCUACGAGUGGCUCGUAGCCAACUUCUUCUGGACCGAGAUUAAAACCGUCAAGAUGGUUCUCCCCGGCAUCGCAGCCUGGUUCAUCCUAGCCUGGACCGUCGUCUCAACAAUUCCAUUCUUCCGUCGCAUAAAAUAUGAGCUCUUUGUCAUGCAACACAUCAUUUCUAUCGUGCUACUCUUGGUAUUCCUGGUCCUUCACGUUCCAGACCACCACCUUUUCAGCAUCUGGUGCGCCGUGGGCGUCUUUGCGUACGACGUGGUGACACGCUCGGCAAACCCCAUCUGGCGGAACCUACGGCUACGUGUCUCGGCGAACCCUUCUGUGCGAUAUACUCACGACGCCCAAGUCGAAGCUGUAGACUCAGAGUUGACCGUUAUGACGGUUCGAAAUGUUGGGUUCAAGUGGAUCCCUGGACAGCAUGUUUUGAUCUGGUCGCCGACUUUUAGAUGGGAGACGCCGCAUCCGUUUACUAUUACGAAUAUUCCUGAUUUGCAGACGAAAACGCAGGACCUUCAAUUGACGAUCAAGACAAAGACGGGUUUGACGAGGGACUUGAACGACUGGGCAAGAAGGACGGGGUUGAGAGGGGAUACUGGGGGUUUGCGCGUGAUGGUAACGGGUCCAUUUGGAGCGGUGCCGAAUUGGAAGCAGUAUGAGAAUUUAGUUCUCGUCGCUGCAUCGACUGGAGGAUCAUUUACGACGCCAAUUCUCGAGGAUCUACUCUCAUCUCAAUCUCCAGGGUGCAUCCACACCAUCAGCGCUCUGUACAUUGUGCGCCACACAGCCCAUGCCAAAGUGUACCUCCAACGGAUAACCCGCCUACUCUCACGCGCCAAAGAGAUGGGUAUCUCGACAAAGAUCCAAGUCGCAGUGACGAGAGGACCCAACACUGUAUCCGAAGCCGUUCUCCAAGAUGAAAGUCGCGAGCGAUUAAUUGACCCAGAAACAGCAAGGGGGCCUAGUGUCGAAUUGGAGCGCUUCUCAAUUGACUCUGCGCGAUCGUCGGAGAGUGCGAAGGAAAAUCAGCUGUUGAAGGAAGAGGUGGAUAUGGAUCUAGAUGGGGCGUAUGCCUCGGUUAUUGAACACACCGAUGGACGGCCUGAGAUUGCGACGUUUGUAAGGACUGCUGUUGGGGAUGUGCCAGGGAAUGUUGCUGUUGCUGUUUGUGGAGGAGAAGCUAUUGAGAGGGCAGUCAAGAUGAGUGUUGCGUCGUUGAGAAGAAGGAAUGGGAUUGACGCUGGUGAUACCCUGUUCAAUCUUGAAACGACACCCUCAAAGGGCAACAUCCUGUCCCUAACAAUGAACAACGCCUUUGACGCCAAAAACUCCUGCUUUGUAUAUACAUGGAACAAUACUGUCUUUAACGACUAUGCUCCAGCACCGCCUGGCUACAAGAUCUUCAAUUCAAAGUUCCAAGUCUACAAUUUUCAUCAAGCUCACACAACUACAUCAAGCUCACACAACUACACCACAUCGCUCAGCAUGUGCUACUUCACAAUUUACCACUUCACCCGCUGCCACACGCAGCGUCGUGUCAUCAUCAACCCCGUCACAGGAGCAACAGCCUACCACCCUUUCGAACUCCCACCUCCCUGCCACCACCGCUCCAACGAACGCCUUCGUCUCCCCAAGGACCCCAACGCCACAGUUCCGUGUCCGGUACACGGCCCUUGCUGUCAGGCAGGCCAAGUCCUCGUCUGCGAAGGAAGAGACGACCCCAAAGCCAGAUGCAAGGGAUGGCAGGCCAACCAUCGCAUCCUGGAGCCCGAAAUGCUGGAAUUGUUCGACUCAAAUCUGCAUCCUAUUACUUCAAAUGACUGGAGAAUUAUGAGCAUUAACUCGGAUGAGUUUGCGUACGAGGGGGAUAUCCGACGGGAGUUUUUUGAUGCUGGUGCCAAGAUGUGGGAGCUUUGGAAUCGGGGACAGGAGAUCAUUGAUAAUAUCUCACAGAGCCAGAGUCAUCCUUUUGGUGCCAAGAUCGAGAGGGAGGAUGUUUUGGACCAUGGGGAGUGUUAUUGGAAUUGGCUGGUUGCGCGAAAGGAGUUGCUGCAGUUGACGGAAGCGUGGGAGGAUCUCGCCAGCGUGGGAUGUAUGGAAGUAUGUCCCUCGAAACUCCUUGCUGUACAUCCGUGGAUGAAGUACGCUUUUCACGGGUGGAAUGAACGACAACCUGUCGAUUUCCCUCAAUUCCGCGGUAUUCCCUUUCGGUUUGUGAAGAAUUUGGAACGUCAAAGGGACAUUCUUCGAUGGCAUCCCUACUACGCUCGUCGGGAUAUGCCUUCGACACCCAACUUGGUUGAGAGUCUCUGGAAAUCUCCCACUAUUACCCAAAUCCACAACCCCGAGCUUCCCCAUCAACUUGGCAAGGAGGGUAUGGGCUGGCCUGCUGAAUGGAAGGGUAUCUACGAUGUCGCUGCACGCCGCGAUUCACUACCCCUUCGAAAGUAUGCUGAGCCUAGUAACCUCUACUCAAUGCAAGGAAGUGUUGAUUCUGCGCCAGCUCAACCUGAACCCCAACCUGAAAAGCAAUACGGACCCCGAUAUGAGUCCGAGUCUAAGCCCCAGCCUGGACUCCAACUUGUGCAGCCAAACGGACCCCAAUGUACGUCCGAAUCUGAGCCGAAUUAUGACGACGGAUAUGUAUCCCUAUCCACGCACUCUUCCGGACCAAGAACACCUCCCUGGGCGAUUCCUUAUGGCCAAGAACCGAAGAAGAUUAAAUGGGGCCCCGUCAACUGGGAUCAAGCAGCUACAUUCGUCGAAUCAGCACCUGUGAGCCCUAGAACUGUCCGGUCUAGACCGGUUCUCUCUUUGGCGUGCGUGUAUAAUGAGGAGAGCUUGAGCAAGUUCAAACAUUUUGUUCCACGUGAGGGUAUAUUUGACUUGAAACCUGUUUCUGAUUCUGAAUCAGAUAGUGAGGAGGUGAGGAGGUCGAAGAGACGGAGUGAGGAUGAUGGAGAGGCGGUGACGAGGCCGGUUAAGAAGUACCGCACUGCCUAG
Fusarium pseudograminearum CS3096 is the source of this 3585-nucleotide messenger RNA. RefSeq lists its product as uncharacterized. Lineage: Eukaryota; Fungi; Ascomycota; Sordariomycetes; Hypocreales; Nectriaceae. Gene Ontology annotation, cellular component: plasma membrane. The transcript has 4 exons. The coding region runs from base 1 to 3585 and encodes 1194 amino acids. The record is from RefSeq and is a predicted model, not a curated record. Gene Ontology annotation, biological process: copper ion import; iron ion transport; intracellular iron ion homeostasis. Gene Ontology annotation, molecular function: ferric-chelate reductase activity.